GCUGCAGUUUUCAGUCAGUGUCACACGCCGGCUGGGAGUGAAAGAAAACACAUCGCAUGUGAUGGCUGGCAUGUUUUUGGAAAGUGCUGACUACAUCCACGCGGAGGAUCCUUUGCGCGCUUUUUAAGUUGUUUUUUUUUCUCUCUCGAGUUGACCGCUCGGAUUUAUUUGAUUAGUUUGUUAAUUAAGUUUUAGUUUCCUCUGGUUGAUUUGCCCAGUAACACUCAUGCAUGAGUCUGCGAGUAAAUUCAACUAUUUGAAACUGUAAGAGGAGUUAAAAUGGAUUGUUUUGUUUUUUCCUUUCUCCUAAUAUUUAUCAAAGAUACAUUUGCAUUGCGUUAUGGCAUCACCAACAACCUGCAAUCAUAUAUGCCGAACGUGUGUGUGGAGAGGGAGGUGACACUGGUUGCCCAGAGGCAGCCGUGCGUGCAGGCCUUCACACGCAUGGUAAAAGUGUGGAAGCAGGGCUGUGUGGGACAGUCAUGGUGCAUGGGAUACGAGAGGAGGACAGCGUACUACACUGCAUACAGACAAGUGUACAGGCAGGAUUAUCAGACAGUGUACAAGUGUUGCCCAGGAUGGUCUCAGCUCAAUGGAGAAGCCGGUUGCCUCUAUCCCGUGUGCAGCUACGGCGUGUGCUUCAACGGGGGCCAGUGUCGGGAGGGAUCGACGCAGCUCUGUGACUGUCCUGCAGGGUUCAACGGACCCAGCUGCCAGUAUGAUGUGAAUGAGUGUGAGGAGACCAACGGGGGCUGUGAGGCUCUCUGCUGUAACACCAUUGGAAGUUUCUACUGCAGGUGUCCUCCCGGGCUGAAACUCAAUGAAGACGGCAAAACUUGUCAAGAUAUUGAUGAGUGCCAGGUCCAUAAUGGGGGCUGCCAGCACAGAUGUGUGAACACCAGAGGCUCCUCUUACUGUGAGUGCAACCCCGGCUCUCGUCUGCAUGUGGACGGACGCACCUGCCUCGCAACCCAUUCAUGUGCCAUCAGCAACGGUGGAUGUGAACACUACUGUGUGCAGCAGUCCGCCGCUCAUUUCCGCUGUCGUUGCAGGCCAAAUUUUGUGCUAGCAGAAGACGGCAAGCAUUGCAAAUUGCAGAAUCCCUGUGCAGAUCAGAAUGGAGGCUGUAUGCACGAGUGUCGGGUUGACGGCGGGAGAGCUCACUGUGACUGUAAAGUUGGUUACAUCUUGGCUGAAGAUGGGAAAACCUGUGAAGAUAUCGACGAGUGUGAGUUAGAGGAAGCCAACUGUGCUCACGGAUGCCACAACACACUGGGCUCGUUCGCCUGUGUGUGUAACACUGCCUACGAACUGGGAUCUGAUGGGAAACAGUGCUACAGGAUCGAGAUGGAGAUCGUGAACAGCUGCGAGAACAACAAUGGAGGCUGUUCACACCACUGCCAACACUCAACCGGUGGGCCGGUUUGCUCUUGUAACCAAGGUUACAGACUGGAUGAUGACCUUAAAACUUGUCUUGACGUGGACGAGUGUGGAGAGCAGAGCUCCUGCUGUGAACAGGACUGUACCAACUACCCCGGGGGUUACGAGUGUUACUGCUCAGCGGGGUACAGACUCAACUCAGACGGAUGUAGCUGUGACGAUGUAGAUGAGUGUCUGGCCGUUAACGGCGGCUGUGAUCACACGUGCCAGAACAGCGCAGGCUCCUUUCAGUGUUUCUGCCGCCGGGGUUUCCGUCUGGAUGAGGACCGGCAGUCCUGCAUCCCUCUGGAAGAUGCAGUUGAAGCUCUGUCCAGCGGAGGAGCCAUUGAGCUGCCUCUCAUUCAGCCCCAGCUCACCUUGAUGCAGGACUACAGCCAAGCCCUGGAGCGCUAUGACGACUACGAGGACGACGAGGGGGAGCUGAGGGCAGAGAGCAACCUGGCAGAGAAAUUCGUUUGUUUGGACGACACAUUCGGCAACGACUGCAGUUUGACGUGUGAUGACUGUUCUAAUGGAGGAAAAUGUAACCCCUGGAAAACUGGCUGUGACUGCCCCGACGGAUGGACGGGCAUCAUCUGCAACCAGACGUGCUCUGAGGGAUAUUUUGGAAAAAACUGCUCCUUCCCCUGUAAGUGCAAAAAUGGAGCCAGCUGUGAUCCGGUCAGCGGGAGCUGUCGCUGUCCACCGGGGGUCAGUGGAGACUUGUGCCAAGAUGGCUGUCCUAAAGGUUUCUAUGGAAAGCAGUGCAAUAAGAAGUGUAACUGUGCUAACAACGGGCGCUGCCAUCGGACCUACGGAGCCUGUCUGUGUGAUCCUGGACUCUACGGACGCUUCUGCCACCUCCCUUGUCCUAAGUGGACUUUUGGCGCAGGCUGCUCCGAGGAGUGUCAGUGUGUCCAGCAGAACACACUUGAGUGUCACCGUCGCCAUGGCACAUGUGUGUGUAAACCCGGUUACCAGGGCAACACCUGCAAGGAAGAAUGUAACCCCGGAACUUUCGGAGCCGGCUGUGAGAAGAAGUGCUCCUGUCCACCUGGAGUGUCAUGUGAUCACGUGACUGGAGGGUGCCAACGGAAAUGCCCUCCUGGACGUCACGGAGAGAACUGUGAACAGGACUGUCCAGACGGCAGGUUUGGAGUGGGCUGCGUGCAUCCUUGUAACUGCACAAGCGCCCCAUGUGACAAAGUGACGGGACAAUGCAAGUGUCCCGCCGGGACGACAGGAGAUCACUGCGAGAACCUGUGUCCUGAUGGUUUCUGGGGUCUGGGCUGCAAACUCACCUGCCCAGUGUGUGAGAACGGAGGCGUGUGUGAUAAACACAACGGGUCGUGUAUCUGUGCUCCAGGGUUCAUGGGCAGACUCUGCCACAGCACGUGCCCGGGUGGACGCUUCGGUCAAGGAUGCCUGAUGAAGUGUGUGUGCGAGAACAACGCUCGCUGUGACCCUGUGAGUGGGCGGUGUACCUGCGCUCCAGGCUGGACCGGACACCAAUGCAGGAAAGCCUGUGAUGCGGGACACUGGGGCGCCGACUGUGCAGAAACAUGUGACUGUAGGAACGGAGACGGCAGCUGUGACGCUGUGACGGGACAGUGUAACUGUGAGGCCGGUUACACUGGAGCACGCUGCCAUCUGAAGUGCCCAGCAGGUAAGUUUGGUCUCGGCUGUCGACAUCACUGUCAGUGUGAUAACAAGGCGUUUUGCGACCAUGUGAGCGGAGCUUGUACCUGCCUGGUGGGAUGGACCGGAACCUUCUGUGAAAAACCGUGUCCUCAGGGUUUCUACGGCCUCGACUGUCAGGUGAAGUGUUUGUGUCUGAAUGGCGGGAGCUGUGACCACCUGAGCGGAGUUUGUUCCUGUCCUGCUGGCUGGAUCGGCUCAUUCUGCAACCUGACGUGCCCAACCGGUUCCUUUGGGGAGGGAUGUAACCAAACCUGUAGUUGCCGUAACGACGGCAUCUGCCACCCGGCCAGUGGACAGUGUGUGUGCACGCCGGGCUGGACUGGACCCAAUUGCACAGAAGAGUGCCCUGCAGGCUUUUAUGGCGCUGACUGUCGGCAGCACUGCUUGUGUCAGAACGGAGCCACCUGUAACAAAACCAACGGAAAGUGUACAUGUGCUAAAGGAUGGAUGGGUGCAGCGUGUGAACUGGAGUGUGUAGCGGGGCGGUCUGGAGAGGACUGUCAGGAGCAGUGUGAGUGUGAGAAUAGUGGUCAGUGUGACAGACAGACGGGACAGUGCAGCUGCAGCGCCGGCUGGAUCGGAGAGCGCUGUGAGAAAGCUUGUGAACCUGGACUGUUUGGUGCGGCCUGUGAGGAGAGAUGUCAGUGUGUGCACGGAGUUUCAUGUCAUCACAUCACAGGAGAGUGUCAGUGCCCGCCCGGCUGGAGAGGAAAGCUCUGUGAUAAAGCGUGUUUGCCAGGUACGUUUGGAAGAGGCUGCAUGCAGCGCUGCAGCUGCGCUCAGGGAACAUCCUGCCACCAUGUCUCCGGAGACUGCGGCUGCCCUGCUGGAUUCACAGGAAACGGCUGCGAACAGACUUGUCUUCCAGGUACAUUUGGACAAAACUGUAACCAGGUCUGUCAGUGCUCUCAGACUAACCAGCUCUGCCACCCAGUGUUCGGAUCUUGUUACUGCGCUCCAGGUUUCCAGGGCCCCAAAUGUGACCAAAUUUGCAGAGAUGGUCGUUAUGGUCCGAACUGUGAGAGAGAGUGUCAGUGUGAAAACGGAGGACGGUGUGUUCCGUCCACUGGAGCCUGUGAGUGUCCUGCAGGAUUCAUGGGAGCAAGCUGCAACAUCACGUGUCCAGCUGGACGAUACGGAGUCGACUGCAGUCGGGCGGCGCUGUGCGGAGAUGGAGCUCAGACCGAUCCUGUCACUGGUCGCUGUGCGUGUGAAGCCGGACGCAGAGGAAACGACUGUGGAAAGGGCUGCCCUCCAGGCUGGUUUGGGGCUGACUGUGUGCAGCGUUGUAACUGCAGUAAUGGAGGUGUGUGUGACUCUACAACUGGAAACUGUUCCUGUGGUCUGGGCUGGACUGGUGCACGCUGUGAAAAAGAAUGCCCUGCAGGCAGAUUUGGUGCAAACUGCCAGCUGACGUGUAACUGUCAAAAUAACGGCACGUGUGACAGAGUGACGGGGACGUGUCAGUGUGGGCCGGGAUAUUAUGGACAUCUGUGUGAACACGCCUGUCCUCCUGGUCUCCACGGCCCACUGUGUCAGCAGCAGUGUGACUGUAUGAACGGAGCAUCCUGUCACCCUGUGACGGGACACUGCAUCUGUCCUCCAGGACGCCACGGGUCCCGCUGCCACAGAGUGUGUGAACAGGGUACGUAUGGUCUCGGCUGUUCAAAGGUGUGCGACUGUGAGGACGACACUCCGUGUGACCCUGUGACUGGAAAAUGUUUCUGCUACUCAGGAAAGACUGGACCAAGAUGUGACAUGGAAUGCAGAGCGAAUCAUUACGGUCCAGACUGUUCAGAAACCUGCGAGUGUGAAAACGGGGCCCAGUGCGACCCACGCAACGGCCGCUGCACCUGCCUGCACAGCUGGAUUGGACUUUACUGUCAAGAAGGUGGACCUCCUCGCCUCUCUCACAGCAGCAGCAGAGGAGAAACACAACACCACAACUCAUUAUAGCACCUGGAAGACGAAAAACUGGAACAGAUCAGCUUCUUUUAUUGAAGGGACUCAAGUGAGUGAGAGCAAGUUGUAGCAGGCAGCUGGACGACCUACAUGGGGGGAAAAAAAAAAAAAAAAAAAAAGACUCUCUAAUGAGAACUGCAGUUUCAUGUUUGGACCUGAGCUGGAUCUGACUUUUUUUUUGUUUCACUGGCCAAAGUGUCACUUGAACUCUGAAAGCUGUUUUUUUCCCCCCCCCCGUCUGACCUCGCUGGUACAUCAGACCCACAGAGUGCAGUGUGAUGAGACUGUGGUUGUGCUGCACUUUUCAUGUUUUGUGUUUAAUAUUUUGUCCUCAAACACCUUAAACAGGUACUGUAUAUAAAAUAAUCAUCUUUUAAGCUCAAAUGAAACCUCUGACAGCGAGGUAAUCAUUGAAACUAUAGUUCAAACUUACCCGUAUAAUGAAGUUGUUCUACAUCCACACAGUAUGAGGUGCUUCCUUCAUUACAAUGGUGCUAUGGAGCUUAAUCGUACAACACAACAAGAUAUGUAUAAUAAUUAUUUUAUCGUAUAAAAUCAUAAGGCACAAACUGUUGUUUAAAUGUCUAAAAAAGAAAGCUGGACUUUAACAGUUCAAUGUAUGGUCACGUAAGAUAAUACAGCCAGCUUUGAUUUGCACCUUGUCCCAGGUUAAGUGUCUAAAUAUUUUCAUUUGAGUUGAUUUUGUGUAUAAGUUGCUUCAUAUUUAUAUGUCACAGUUUUUCACAUUUAAAUAUAAUUCAUGUUUAAAAUGAAUCUUUUUGUUUCCAAAUGGAUGAAAGACUUUGGAGCUCAACCAGAUCUACAGUCCAAGUAAAAACCACAAAUGUAGUUUUCACACGUGAAUCCCAUUAAAGACACACACACACACACACACACAAAGCUUGUUUACCAUUCUUAUUUUAUCAUUAUUUCAUUUUCAUUGAAGAUCAAAGCUGUACAUCCUGUCUAAAUUCAGAUUCAAGCACAGUGCAGAUAGCAACGCCUGCAAGAAAAAAAAGAAACCAAAGAAAAGAAAAGAGGAAAAAAAAAAAGGCAGAGGUGAUCACAACCAGAAAUCUAUAUACAUAAGGUCAAACUAUGUACAGGAGACACCAGGCUCUCAUGAUGUCAUCUUCAGAGUGAAUUCAGCCCUCUGUUU
Labrus mixtus (cuckoo wrasse) is the source of this 6241-nucleotide messenger RNA. It is a transcript of the gene megf6b, whose product is annotated as multiple EGF-like-domains 6b. Gene Ontology annotation, molecular function: protein binding; calcium ion binding. Lineage: Eukaryota; Metazoa; Chordata; Actinopteri; Labriformes; Labridae. The record is from RefSeq and is a predicted model, not a curated record. The transcript is spliced from 38 exons. Bases 280 to 5076 code for a protein of 1598 amino acids.